AUGACACGCCGCACAUACAACAUCGCUAUGGUUAGCGACUUCUUCUUCCCCCAGCCUGGAGGCAUCGAGUCACACAUCUACCAACUCGCCACAAAGCUCGUCGACCGCGGCCACAAGGUCAUUGUCAUAACUCAUGCCUACGACGACCGCAAGGGCGUCCGCUAUCUCACCAACGGCGUCAAGGUCUACCACGUGCCCUUCCUCGAGAUCUAUCGCCACGCCACCUUUCCCACCGUCUUCUCCUUCUUUCCCAUCUUCAGAAACAUUUGCAUCCGAGAACGCAUCGAGAUUGUUCAUGGCCAUGGCAGUCUCAGCAGUCUUUGCCACGAGGCCAUCCUCCACGCCCGCACCAUGGGCUUGCGCACUGCCUUUACUGAUCACUCGCUGUUUGGCUUCGCCGACGCUGGAACCAUUCUCACCAACAAACUCCUCAAGUUUACACUGAGUGAUGUUGAUCAUAGUAUCUGCGUGAGCCAUACAUGCAAGGAAAACACUGUGCUUCGGGCAUCACUUGACCCCCUGAUGGUCUCAGUCAUACCCAACGCUGUCGUGGCAGAAAACUUCCGUCCCAAGGAUACUCCAGCUUCUCCCUCACCUCAGAGCACAACGUUUGGCUCUGAAGCCCCAGUCUACCCUCCUCCCCAACGAAUAGGACCCCGCGACAUUAUCACCAUUGUCGUCAUCUCACGUCUUUUCUACAACAAGGGAACUGACCUCCUUAUCGCCUCUAUCCCUCGUGUGCUCGAGAAUCAUCCCAACACACGCUUCAUCAUUGCCGGUUCUGGUCCCAAGGCCAUUGAUCUCGAGCAGAUGAUCGAGACAAACGUUCUUCAGGAUCGCGUCGAGAUGCUCGGUCCCAUCCGCCACGAGGAGGUCCGCGAUGUCAUGGUCCGUGGUCACAUCUACCUCCAUCCAUCUCUCACCGAAGCCUUUGGUACCGUCAUUGUCGAGGCAGCCAGCUGCGGGCUGUACGUCGUGUGCACCCAGGUUGGUGGUAUUCCCGAGGUGCUUCCCUCCCACAUGACAACAUUUGCCAAGCCAGAGGAAGACGAUAUCGUGCUUGCUACCGGAAAGGCCAUCACCGCCAUCCGCGCGGGUAAGAUUCGCACGGAAAAGUUCCAUGACCAGGUCAAGAAGAUGUACUCGUGGCAAAAUGUUGCCCUCCGCACUGAGCGUGUCUACGACGGCAUCUCGGGCACUAUCCCUGAAGACGAGUUCUACGGCAUCGAUACCUCUGGCUACGGCAGUCGGAUUCGCAACUUUGCUCUCAUCGAUCGUCUGAAACGCUACUAUGGCUGCGGUAUAUGGGCCGGCAAGCUAUUCUGCUUGUGCUGUGUCGUCGACUACCUAUUCUUCCUCUUCCUCGAAUGGUGGUUCCCCAGAGACAAUAUCGAUAUUUGCCCUGACUGGCCUCGCAAGCAACCAGCUGAGGAUGGCGCCGGCUCAAAAAAGGGCUUGCAUAGUAAUCGGUCGAGCACAUCUCAAGGCGCCCCUAAACUUUAA
Molecule: messenger RNA, 1503 nt
Organism: Fusarium vanettenii 77-13-4
Lineage: Eukaryota; Fungi; Ascomycota; Sordariomycetes; Hypocreales; Nectriaceae
Product: glycosyltransferase family 4
Exons: 2
Coding region: 1-1503 (500 amino acids)
Biological process (GO): GPI anchor biosynthetic process
Cellular component (GO): glycosylphosphatidylinositol-N-acetylglucosaminyltransferase (GPI-GnT) complex
Molecular function (GO): phosphatidylinositol N-acetylglucosaminyltransferase activity
Source: RefSeq, a predicted model, not a curated record